AUGGCAGAUUUUGUGUUGCUUACCACAGCGGUGAGCUGGCUGCCGGCGCGGCAGAAGGCAGAAAUAAUAAUAAACCAAACUCCAAACUCAGUGCUUCAAGUUCAGUCUUAUAUUGAGGACAGAAAAUUUCUCAGUAUGCAUCUUGUUAUGAAGAGGAACAAACAAAUGCACAAUGCUAAAUAUUGUCCUUUUUGUUUAUUUUUCAGAUUAGCACUGUACGUAUAUGAAUAUCUGCUCCAUGUAGGAGCACAGAAAUCAGCCCAGACGUUUUUGUCAGAGAUAAGAUGGGAAAAAAACAUCACACUGGGGGAGCCCCCAGGAUUCUUGCAUUCCUGGUGGUGCGUGUUUUGGGAUCUCUACUGUGCAGCUCCAGAAAGACGAGAAACAUGUGAACAUUCAAGUGAAGCGAAAGCCUUUCAUGACUACAGUGCUGCAGCAGCUCCCAGUCCAGUGCUAGGAAACAUUCCCCCAGGAGAUGGCAUGCCAGUAGGUCCUGUACCACCGGGGUUUUUUCAGCCUUUCAUGUCCCCUCGGUACCCGGGAGGUCCGCGGCCACCGUUAAGAAUACCCAAUCAGGCACUCGGAGGUGUCCCAGGAAGUCAGCCAUUGUUGCCUAGCGGGAUGGACCCAACACGGCAGCAAGGGCAUCCAAACAUGGGUGGGCCAAUGCAGAGAAUGACCCCUCCAAGAGGAAUGGUUCCGUUAGGACCACAGAACUAUGGAGGUGCAAUGAGACCCCCACUGAAUGCUUUAGGUGGCCCGGGGAUGCCUGGAAUGAACAUGGGUCCUGGGGGUGGUAGACCUUGGCCAAACCCAACCAAUGCCAAUUCUAUACCUUAUUCUUCAGCAUCUCCUGGGAACUAUGUAGGUCCUCCAGGAGGUGGAGGGCCACCAGGAACACCUAUCAUGCCUAGUCCUGCAGAUUCAACCAACUCUGGAGACAACAUGUACACUUUAAUGAAUGCAGUACCACCUGGACCCAACAGACCCAAUUUUCCAAUGGGGCCAGGGUCAGAUGGACCUAUGAGUGGACUGGGUGGAAUGGAUUCGCAUCAUAUGAAUGGAUCAUUAGGCUCAGGAGACAUGGACAGUAUUUCCAAAAACUCUCCCAGUAAUAUGAGCAUGAGUAAUCAGCCUGGCACUCCCCGGGAUGACGGUGAGAUGGGUGGAAACUUCCUAAACCCUUUUCAGAGUGAGAGCUACUCCCCUAGCAUGACAAUGAGUGUGUGAUCCGUUAACAAGUCUCGCCAUGAAGACCACAGUGAGUUGGCCCUCUUCAGAGAGCUACUGCAGAAGAAAAUUAUUCGUCCCAGUGUACAGUUUAACAAAAGGAUCUCAGACACAAUCAGACCCACCUUUUCUUUCUUUUAUUUUUUUUUUUAUUUCUACCAUCUCCCCCGUUUUGUCAAGACAGUGGGUCCCAAACAUGAUUGAGGCAACUGUAAAAAAGUGGCGUAACAGAACUGCCCAAGAUGGAACUGCAAACAAUUAUCUGUGUAUGUACACGUGUGGGUUCAAGUAUAUGUAUGUGUGUGUGACACAGAAAUACACACAUACAUAUACAGACCCACGAGACAUUGUAAAAUAUUCUCACAUGACAUCUUAAGUAGAAAUGAGAAGUAGGGACUUUUAUUCCAUCUUUUUUUUUUUUUUCCCACGUUUACAUUUUAAUUAUUAAAAUUUACUUUCCCUCUCCCCUCCUGAACUGUUUUACGUUGCAUAUAUCACUGCUUUAUAAGUUAUUUUUUAAGGUGAACUCAAAUGAUAAAUUCUUCUUAUUUUGUAGAUGUCUGCCAUUAUGGUUAGGAAUAAAAUUGCUUACAGGAGCUUUCAUUAACUUGUGUUUGAUAGCAGUUACCCUGUGAAUCACAAACUGUACUGUCUCAAGAAAUAGAAGAAAGCUCAUCUUAAUUUUUUGGAGAAAUUUAAUAAUUUUCACCUAGUUUGGUGAUUUUUUUUUUUAUACUUUGCCUUUAAAAAAAG
Calidris pugnax (ruff) is the source of this 1983-nucleotide messenger RNA. It is a transcript of the gene SSBP2, whose product is annotated as single-stranded DNA binding protein 2. Gene Ontology annotation, molecular function: single-stranded DNA binding; protein binding. The coding region runs from base 1 to 1230 and encodes 409 amino acids. Gene Ontology annotation, cellular component: nucleus. NCBI's taxonomy places the organism in Eukaryota, Metazoa, Chordata, Aves, Charadriiformes, Scolopacidae. The record is from RefSeq and is a predicted model, not a curated record. Gene Ontology annotation, biological process: positive regulation of transcription by RNA polymerase II. The transcript has 18 exons.